CUUCUAAAGCCUCACGUCCGGCCCAAACGUAAAUUCUGGUAUCGAGACUACUCCAAACAUGCCUGAAUUGAUAAAUUUCCCCUCACCACGCUAAACAAGGGUUAUUCUCAUACCCACGUGGAAAAAUAUGGAAUCAAAUGAAAAUGGUGAAAAUGGAUUAGCAAGUACAAGAAGUCCUUCAACAGUGGAACUUAUGGCAGUAAAAAAUGAAAAGAAAUCUUACACAUCUCCGAUUGUCCGCAACAAUGAAGGAGCAGAAACUCACGUGGGAACCCCCGGAGUCGUCGUGGUCACGGCGGACGACAGCAUCUCCAAAUCCAGAGCUUAUUUUAUGGUGUUUGUGUUAUUGUUUAUUAAUCUACUCAACUAUAUGGACAGAUUUACCAUAGCAGGUGUGUUGGUGGACAUACAGCACUACUAUAGCAUUGGAAACUCAGAAGCAGGGCUUAUACAGACAGUGUUUAUUAUAAGCUAUAUGAUUUUCUCUCCAAUAUUUGGUUACCUAGGUGACCGCUAUAAUAGGAAGUUUAUCAUGGGAGGAGGAAUCACGCUGUGGUCACUUCUUACCCUGUCAGGGUCUUUCAUUGGAAAAGACUAUUUCUGGGCAUUUAUUCUCAUACGGGCUGCAGUGGGAAUAGGGGAGGCCAGCUAUUCUACCAUUGCACCCACCAUAAUCGCAGAUCUGUUUGCGAAAGAUCUUCGCACAAGAAUGCUGAUGAUAUUUUAUUUUGCCAUCCCUGUGGGAAGUGGUUUAGGUUAUGUAGUAGGUGCAAAUUUAGCCAAAGCCUUUGGUGCAUGGCAGUGGGCUUUAAGAUUUACUCCAGCCCUAGGAAUUAUCUGUGUACUUUUGAUAUUUAUUGUUUUGAGAGAGCCUCAAAGAGGCCAUGCAGAAGGGGGAACUCAUUUACAUAAUUCAUCAUAUCUACAAGAUCUCAAGGAAUUGGCUAGAACAAAGAGUUUUGUCUUGUCAACAUUUGGUUUCACCUGUGUAGCCUUUGUGACUGGGGCUCUGGCCCUCUGGGCUCCAUCCUACAUGUAUAAUGCCAUCAAGGCCCAGGGCCAGGAUGCAGAUGAAGGAGACAUUGCUUUCAUAUUUGGAGGCAUCACAGUGGCUGCUGGCUUCAUUGGAGUAGCCUUGGGUGCUGAGGCCUCAAGACGAUAUAAACGAAUCAAUCCCCGUGCUGAUCCCCUAGUCUGUGCUUUUGGUCUGCUGAUGUGCACACCUUUCCUAUUUUUUGGUCUUUGGUUAUCAGAACACCACAUUCCAGCUUCAUGGGCCCUUAUAUUCUUUGGAGAAACUUUCCUUUGUUUGAAUUGGUCCAUCAUAGCAGAUAUUUUACUGUAUGUCGUCAUCCCUACGCGACGCUCAACAGCCGAGGCCGUACAGAUUCUGGUGUCACAUGCCCUAGGGGACGCGGGAAGUCCGUACCUGAUUGGGGUGAUUUCUGAUGCCUUAGGACAUGGGUACCCAGUAGAUAGGAGGAAGUCUCCGUCGGUGCAGUCCGACACUCUCAGAAACGCUUUCUACGUGACACCGUUUAUCUGCGUGAUAGGAGGGGCCUUCUUUUUAGCCACAGCUCUCUUUAUACAGAAGGAUAGGGAGAAGGCUGAAAGAGUCACUAAAGUGGGAGGUGAUAUUACAAACAAUGUCUCCAUUAAUGGUGGAUUCGACAAUCCCAAUUUAAACCUGGGAGAGAAUGAUACCAUCACUGAAGCUAAUCCAGAUCGCAGCAAUGUUUUAUAAGUCUUAAUUCUGACAAAAAAUUUGUCCUGUUAAGGUAAUUUUGGUUUGGACUGCUGUGUACCUGGCUAAACAAAAAAUCAACCACCUAGUUAUGAUUCAGUUAUUCCUUGUCAAAAAAUAAUUCAGCAUCGAGGGCUCUGCAAGAUACUUGAGGUGUAAGUGGAAGAGUUCAAGUACCACAACAUCUUUCUGGAGCAUGAUCUUUCAAUUUUCCAUUAUUUGAAGCAACAUUGGAUAAAAUCACUGUCUCAGGUUGACCUUGUCUUUCCGGUUCUGUGGCUGAGUGCAACAAAAAUUUUAUAUGUAUGAAAUAUUUUUAUGUUUGUGAAUAUUCCUUUUAAAUAACAGUACAUCUUGAUAUUUUAGUGCCAUGGAUUUUGUAAAGGCAAUCAUUUUUAUUAUUUAGAAAAAAAUGCACUGCAUUAUAGAGGAUAACACACUUGCAUUGUAUUUAUUUAUUUGUGAAAUAUUAUUACUUGUACAAAUAUUGAAGAGAGUCUAAUGACUUAUGCCGGUAACUUUAUUUAUGUAUUUUGCGGUGUUUGUGAGGAAAAUUCACAUCAUUAUUUACUGUGACAUAUUCUUUGUGUGGAUUCUGCAUCACGUGUGAAAUAAACGAUGUUUUAGAUCAUAUAAGAAUAUUAAUCAUGUAUUUUUGAUAGUGAAAAAAAAAAGAUUUUGAUUAUUUUUGUUCUUGCUUAAAUGUAUCGAAUAAUUUUUGCACUAAUUUAACUUUGUAUAUUUAAAGUUUGCUUUGAUGAAUCAUAUAACAAAACUGCUUUUUCUUAUUGUAUCCUCUAUAUGCACUUUUUAUGACGAUAAUAUCUGUAUAAAGCUGGAGUCAUUUCUGAGUUCAGUACCAAUAUACUUUAAUACUAAUAUGACUCUAAAAUGAUUGGUACAUAUUUAGUACAGUACCAGAUGAUCUACUUUAAUACUAUGUGACUUGAAAUGGUUCAUGUAACAUAUCUAGAUGACAUUAUUAAGUACAAAAAGAAUAAUUUUCCUAAAGGAAAAUUAAUAUAUGUAUCUCCAGUAUUAGAUCAUGCAAAUGUAAAAGAAUCAUUCUUAUAAUAUCCACUAUGUUUUUUAUUUAUAGGUUUAAUUUGAGAGCCAAAAAAUGUUGGUUUUUCAUUACUAAAAGAAAUUAUGUACAUUUUAAUUUUGUGGAAGUAAUGUGUACUUACACAUAUUGUAACAAGACUCAGGCAGCUGAUCUGUCAAAUAAAGAUUUGUUGUCAAUGAA
Molecule: messenger RNA, 2990 nt
Organism: Saccostrea cuccullata (small rock oyster)
Lineage: Eukaryota; Metazoa; Mollusca; Bivalvia; Ostreida; Ostreidae
Product: protein spinster homolog 1-like
Exons: 12
Coding region: 128-1744 (538 amino acids)
Biological process (GO): transmembrane transport
Cellular component (GO): membrane
Molecular function (GO): transmembrane transporter activity
Source: RefSeq, a predicted model, not a curated record